AUGCUGGCAGACCUCGUAAACCUUCUGAAGCCUUUCGAGGCUGUUACGGUUCAACUUGGAGGCUCGUAUUACUCGACUUUCUCUACGGUUAUUCCUUGCCGCUACAAGCAAAAGACUCACCUGAUUGAGCAGCGGAACAGUCCAGGAGUGCACCCUUCAGUCUCUCGGGUAACUGGAGCGAUGUACAACAUAUUUGACGACAAAUGGAAGGCUCCAGGUGUACACGCAUUCAUCGCUAGCUAUCUGGACCCUCGAUUCAAGACCGUCGUUAAACAGAUGGACACCUAUCUUGUCGGUCCCGCCAAGAAGCUGCUUGCUGAGUUGAUCAAAGAGGAACAAGACCGUCAAAGGGAGGAGGCAGGAAAGGGGGCGUCUAUCAACGACGAAGGUGCGGCUUGCAUGUGA
This is a messenger RNA of Plasmopara halstedii, 405 nucleotides long. RefSeq names its product Ribonuclease H-like domain. Lineage: Eukaryota; Oomycota; Peronosporomycetes; Peronosporales; Peronosporaceae. The coding region runs from base 1 to 405 and encodes 134 amino acids. Gene Ontology annotation, molecular function: DNA binding. The record is from RefSeq and is a predicted model, not a curated record. The transcript is spliced from 2 exons.